Messenger RNA from Ruditapes philippinarum (Manila clam), 914 nucleotides. RefSeq lists its product as uncharacterized. The record is from RefSeq and is a predicted model, not a curated record. Bases 184 to 849 code for a protein of 221 amino acids. NCBI's taxonomy places the organism in Eukaryota, Metazoa, Mollusca, Bivalvia, Venerida, Veneridae. The transcript is spliced from 4 exons.
CCAGCUGUCAAUCAAAUCGAUAAAAUGAUAUCCGUUUAGCCAAUCAGCGAUUACGAUUUUCACACACCCCCAAGCGGUGUUACCUUAGACAUUACCCUUAGACAUUACGGUUCCAAGAAACACGGCGACGAAUUAUCCGAUGUAUUAGAAUUUCAUAAAUUUAUCGUGAAAAAUCAAAAUAAAAUGGUUAAAAGAUGUCAAUGGGGACUAUGCAAGUCAGAUUCUCGUUUCCCUGAUCGAUUAGUAGGGGAAAUCAAGUUUAUUCCGUUUCCGAAGCCUAAAAGAAACCGUGAAAGGUGCCUACGCUGGAUCAAGGCUUGUGGACGUCUUCACGAUCAACUAAAUGUAGAGAAAAUUGACGGGAAUUAUAAUUUAUAUGUGUGCACUAAGCAUUUCCCUGAAAGAGGGCCAUCUGAGCAAUACCCCGACCCUUAUCCAGCAGACAGUUGUACAGGUUCAGCAGCUAAGCACACACCAUGCAGAGCUCCACCAAAACCUAGACCUAUGUCAGAGCCUCCCAAAAAGCGGCGCAAAAUCCUAUCACAAUUACAAACUAAUGAUGAAGAAAAUAGCCAGCAAUACAACUUUCAAGGAGUAACAACAGAUCAACCUCAAUCUGUAACAAAUAUGCAUUUGAAAAAUGACAAUGUCAAUGAAUCAGCAAUGAUAUCACCAUUAGACAUGUUGGCCUUGGCAGCUGAAAAUAUGGAAUUAAAAAGAAAAAUGGCAGAGCAGUUGCUUGAAAAUAGUGCUCUGAAAGAGGAAUUGUCUACAAAGACUAAAUCAAUGGCACAACAGGUCCUAGAAAAUAAAAAUCUAAGAAGGAAAAUUACAACUAAAAAACCUUGAUAUAACACCAAAUUUGACGAUAAUGUACAAAAGAAAUGUCAUUUCAAUGUAGAGUCAUUUCGGGA